AAGUGAGUUUGUUUAACAACAUAUAAUUUUAGUUUUUGUUAUCAGUGUUGCGAUAACCGUGAAAAUAAAAUUAGAUUUAGAACAGUUGGAGCCUUAACCCCCCAAUAACAAUGAAAGUAGAUACACCUGCUGAAGAAGGCAAAACAGAAGCUGGUGAUAAUGAGAAAAACGAUAAAAAUGAAGAAUUCAAAACUUGUACUUCUGAUAGAAUUCCAGUAACAAAUGUUGCAACAAAUCCAUUCGCUAGUUCGCAGAAUAAAUUGGUAACUCGUGGCAUUUUGAAGCCGCCUCAGUUGAGUCUCAACAACGCUAAUAAUUCCGCAAAACCGUCAGUUGUUCUAAACCCCAGUCGACUAAACCCGUUUGCUAAGCCGUCGUCAAAUGAGAACUCCAAGGAAGAGAAUAAAACGGUCCAAUUGAAUGGCGAAACACCAAAAUUCGUACCACUCGUGCAAACCGAACCAAAAACGAAUUCAACUCAACCGGUGGUAACAACAGCGAGCACGACACUUUCCACAACAUCCUUUGUUUUUGGGCAAAAUCUUCAAGAUCGUGUUGUGGGCAGUGAAACGAAGUCAGACGAACCCAAACCCUCGACGAGUUUAAACUCGAAUGGGACGUCGGAAAUGUUGUUUAGCAGCGCUAUCAAAAGUGAGGGGAAAACCGACGGAACUAUCACCAGUAAAGAAACGAAAUCGUUGAGCGAGUCUGCGAGAGAGUACGAGGAGUCGAGGGCAAACAAGAGGAAGUACGAAGAGGUGGAAAUCAUAACUGGGGAAGAAAACGAAACGAAUAUUUUAAACAUUAAUUGUAAAUUAUUCGCGUUUGAUAAAGCGUCUGGGAGUUGGCAAGAGCGGGGUCGAGGGGUUUUAAGGCUGAAUGAUUUCGAGGGCGACGGACAUGUCCAAAGUCGACUGCUUUUCAGAACCACGGGGAUUUGGAGGGUUAUAUUGAACACCAAAAUUUGGGCAGAAAUGACUGUAGAACAGGCUAGUGAAAAAAGCGUGCGGUUCACGGCGAUGGACCCACAAGGUGUGAUCAAAGUUUUCCUCGUAAUGGCUAGUAUUGAAGAUAGUAAACAACUGUAUUCCCAGAUCCAGCUCAGAGUGCAGAAAGAAAUAGCAGCCCAAAAACAUAGAAAACUUAAUGUAGAUAAAGACUCAGGGGGCAAUUAAACUGUUUGCUAAUAAAAUAUUUUCACGGUACCAUUGUGCAGAGUUCAUUUUGAUAACUACAAAUGUGAUGUAAAUUAAGUUUUAAUCUUUAAACAGUAACGUUUUUACAGAAUUUUUGUCACGCUCAUCGAUUCUAGUUAUUUAAAAUCUGAAAAUUAUGAUUUAAUUGAAUGUGUUAUAUUUUGUAAUGAUAAGCAAUAAAACUUUGAAAAAAG
This is a messenger RNA of Tribolium madens (black flour beetle), 1390 nucleotides long. It is a transcript of the gene RanBP3, whose product is annotated as ran-binding protein 3. Lineage: Eukaryota; Metazoa; Arthropoda; Insecta; Coleoptera; Tenebrionidae. The transcript is spliced from 5 exons. The record is from RefSeq and is a predicted model, not a curated record. Gene Ontology annotation, molecular function: GTPase activator activity. The coding region runs from base 111 to 1175 and encodes 354 amino acids. Gene Ontology annotation, biological process: protein export from nucleus. Gene Ontology annotation, cellular component: cytoplasm; nuclear pore.